Molecule: messenger RNA, 492 nt
Organism: Entamoeba invadens IP1
Lineage: Eukaryota; Evosea; Mastigamoebida; Endamoebidae
Product: peptidyl-tRNA hydrolase 2, putative
Exons: 2
Coding region: 1-492 (163 amino acids)
Cellular component (GO): mitochondrion; cytosol
Molecular function (GO): peptidyl-tRNA hydrolase activity
Source: RefSeq, a predicted model, not a curated record
AUGAGUGCUGUAAUCAUUACAUUGACAGUGAUUGUCGUCACACAAUUCAUUGUUAUCGUGUUUUUAUUAACACGACGAAAACAAAACAAUCAAAUUGAAAGUAAAGAAAAGAACCCUGACAGUUUUGAAGAGCCCAAUGAAGAGUACAAAUUAGUCCUUUGCGUGAGAAAAGACCUCAAAAUGGGGAAAGGCAAAAUAGCUGCGCAAUGUGGACACGCAGCGGUCGGGUGUGUCUUAAAAGCACAAAAAACAGAUAAAAAGGCGUUAGAGAGUUGGCAGUACUGUGGCCAAGCAAAAGUGGCGUUAAACGUGAACGACCUUGAGGAGCUGAAUGAGUUAGAGAAGCAAGCAAAGGGGUUAGGAUUGAUCACAAAGAAGAUUUGUGAUGCAGGAAGAACACAAGUUGAGCCGGGGUCUAUAACAGUCUUAGGGAUUGGACCAGGCCCGAAGAGUGUGAUCAAUGAAGUGACUGGGAAAUUAAAACUUCUUUAA